Messenger RNA from Drepanopeziza brunnea f. sp. 'multigermtubi' MB_m1, 954 nucleotides. The record is from RefSeq and is a predicted model, not a curated record. NCBI's taxonomy places the organism in Eukaryota, Fungi, Ascomycota, Leotiomycetes, Helotiales, Drepanopezizaceae.
AUGUCUAACCCAUAUCGUGACCCCUACUGCGAGAGCGUUGACAACGUCGAAUGCUGUGAGUGUAGUGGAGAGGUAUUCAUCACUCCCAACGAGUGCUGGCCAUGGCGCUGCGGCAACCACAGUUGUGCUCACGUCAAGUGUGAAGACUGCAGAGAGGUCGACGAGUCUGGAAUGACCGUUCUUGGCUCGGAAUUUAGUCAUGAUGAGUUUGUUCUCCAGGAUCACGAGGCGGAGCAAGUUAUCAGCCAGGGGAAUUUUCGAUCGCCUGCCCCUCGAAGCUUGAAAUGCCUUCAGCCUCUUCUCCCUCCCGCUCUCUCCAUCGACUACCAGAACUCCCCACCUGAGAUACAGAGCCGCAUCAUGGUCCACGCCUUGCUGCCAAAGCCUCGUGUGAUCAAAGUUCGCUGGAGUCAUCUCAAGUGUCAGUGGCACUACGAGAGCGUUCCAAUUCCAGGCAUCAUCACCGCUGUCGGCUUAGGAAAUGUCACAUCCAUCGCUCUGGAGUUUCUUCAGCGAGCACCUGCUCUUCCAGGAAGCUCGCGGCCGCUCCCUUGGGUCAACUACCAAGACGACAUCAUCAGCUUCGAAUACCUUCGCUGCGGAUCACGCAAGAAGGACAUGGAUGAGUACAUUCGUGCAAUAAUGGCCGCAGCUUCGAUCGUCAGAACCCACGCAAAUACCGCUGGUCUCCGCAAGGUUUCCCAAGUCCAUAUCUCGUGGUGCCAGGCAGCCGAAAAGUUCGAUGUUGUUCUUGGCAAGUUCAAGAGCAUCAAUGGCCUCAAGGAGGUCACCCUUGUCGCCCACAAUCAUUACGAUCGUCCGUCAAAAUUCAACUCCUCUAAGGACCUUUAUGAAAUGGAGGAAGCUGUCUUUGCUGGCACGUUGGAGGAAUACCCUUUCACUGCCCAAGUCAUGCACAAAGGUCAACUCGUCGUUGUUGAGCAGGAAAAUUGA